Theobroma umbraticum is the source of this 2502-nucleotide messenger RNA. RefSeq names its product cysteine-rich receptor-like protein kinase 25. Gene Ontology annotation, cellular component: plasma membrane. Gene Ontology annotation, molecular function: ATP binding; protein serine/threonine kinase activity. The record is from RefSeq and is a predicted model, not a curated record. Lineage: Eukaryota; Viridiplantae; Streptophyta; Magnoliopsida; Malvales; Malvaceae. Gene Ontology annotation, biological process: protein phosphorylation.
CUCGCUAGCUGGCUAAAUCCCAGGAGCAUGAAAAAACCAUGACUCUCCUUUACAAAUCCAAAGCCUUUCUUUUGUUCUUGAUCACAAUCUCCGCGCUUACUAGCUUUAUCACUUGCCAGUCACCAACAUACAGUUAUCACUAUUGUUUGGGUCCAGAUAAUGAUACCGCCACUGCUGGUUAUAAAUCUAACCUUACAGAUGUCCUGGAUUCUAUAUCCUCUAAAGCUUCCAAUGACAGCUUUUAUAAUGAUAGCUUGAAUGGAAUUUACAGUCUCUUCCUUUGCAGAGGUGAUGUUUCUAGCGAUGUAUGCCAGGAUUGUGUAAGCAAUGCUACUCAAACACUCACACAAAGGUGCCCUUCUGAUAAAAGUGCAGUCAUAUGGUAUGAUCAAUGCAUGCUACGCUAUUCAAAUAUCAACUUUUUUGGCCUGGUGCGGCUUCUUCCAGGGGUGUUAAUGUGGAAUACUCUGAAUGAUACUUCACCUGAUGAAGGAACUAUCGGUGCCCAAGGAUUGAUUUUCUCUCUAGUUGAUCACGCUCCAUAUACAGAAAAUAUGUUUGAAACAAAGGAAAUGGUAGUGGGAAAUGGACCAGACCGUAGGUAUGGCCUCGUGCAGUGCAGCAGAGAUCUCAAUGUCAGUGCAUGUUCUUCUUGUUUGAGAGACUUGUUAGACCAGACAGAGAAUUGCUGCAUAGAGAAAAGAGGAUGGCGAAUUUUAACUCCAAGUUGCUAUAUAAGGUAUGAGAUGUACCAGUUCUAUGAGCAACCAUCAGCUCCACCACCUGAGAAUGAAGCAGGAGAUGGUAAGGGAGGCAACAGCACAAGGAAGACUAUAAUCAUCAUUGUAUCAUCGUUAGCAGGGGUUUUUGUAUCAGUUCUGGUGGGUUUCUUUUUCUUGUAUUAUUCAUCCUUAGUCAGGAAGAGAAGACAGGAAGGCGAGGGAACAAGUCAAGUGAUUUUGUUAAGAAGUUGUCAAGGAUCAAAGCGUGCAGAUUUGAUGGAGGCAGGUAUUCAUCUAUCAGAUGAGGAUCACAGCGGAGAGCUGCAUCACAUCAAUUUAGCUACCAUACAGUCUGCAACAAACAACUUCUCCAGGGGAAAUAAGCUUGGAGAAGGUGGUUUUGGCCCAGUUUACAAGGGAAAAAUGCCUAACGGGAAGGAGAUUGCAGUUAAAAGGCUUUCAUUGAAAUCAAGUCAGGGUCUUGAAGAGUUCAAGAAUGAAGUGAAGUUAAUUUUUAAGCUUCAACAUAAAAAUCUUGUGAGGCUAUUGGGAUAUUGCUUGGAGGAAGAAGAAAAGCUUCUCAUCUACGAGUACAUGGCUAACACCAGCUUGGAUGCCUUUCUGUUUGAUCCAGAAAAAUGCAAGGUACUAGACUGGGAAAAACGCUCAAACAUCAUUAAUGGAACUGCAAGAGGCCUUCAGUAUCUGCAUGAGGAUUCUCGGCUUAAGAUAAUCCAUAGGGAUUUGAAAGCAAGCAAUGUUUUGUUAGAUGAUGAUAUGAACCCUAAAAUAUCAGACUUUGGAACAGCAAGAAUUUUCGCAGGCAAUCAAAUCGAAGCCAACACUGAGAGAGUUGUUGGCACAUAUGGAUACAUGGCACCAGAAUAUGCACUAGAAGGGUUGUUUUCAAACAAGUCUGAUGUUUACAGCUUUGGAAUCCUAACGCUAGAAAUAUUAAGUGGUAAAAAGAACAGGGGAUUCUACCACCAGGACUGUGGCCAAAGCCUUAUAACAUAUGCAUGGCAGCUAUGGAACGAUGGCAGAGGACUGGAGUUGAUAGAUUCAAACAUUGCUGAUGGCUGUCCUAUUGACGAUGUUGUGAGAUGGAUACACAUUGCAUUAUUGUGUGUUCAGGAUGACCCUGCACUUAGGCCUACAAUGUCAUCAGUUAUUCUCAUGCUUGGGAGCAGAUCAGUUAAUCUCCCCCAGCCAUCAUCGCCUCCAUAUUCUGCAGCAAGAUUUGUUACAACAUCUGAUCUAUCUUCAACUACUCAGACAGAGACAGGGAUUCUAACAUCUGAUCAGUCUUCAACCACUGCAGCUUCCUAGCUCAGAAGAUGAAGUAUUAAAAGAGACAGACUUAAUAGGUGACCUUACAGGUUCUGACUAUAGUUACUUUUGGGGAGAAUGAUGCAUUCUGUGCUUGCAAAUACAAAGAAAAAGGAAGCUCUAGUUAAUUCAUCCUUAACAUUCUUCAUAUAUACUAAUUUUUAGCUUUACUGGCAUAUUUCCAUCCUGUAGAAUUGCUGUAAUGACAAAAAAAGGCAAGUUGCAACAUCACCCGAGAAAAGUCUUUUCCCCAGUUUUGAGAAUCUGUUUUGCCAAGAAAUGUAAAAAACAAUUUUGGUAACCAGUAAAGACAACAGGCUCAUUGUGUAUGCAAAGCUAUGAUAUUCAUGUAAAUACUGACAACAACAUGAAGAUACCCAAGGAAGUGCUGAUAAGCUUAUAUCGAAAAUAUAGAUUAGAAUUCCAAUUACCAGGUAUUUGGUAAAUUACC